Molecule: messenger RNA, 2748 nt
Organism: Aspergillus wentii DTO 134E9
Lineage: Eukaryota; Fungi; Ascomycota; Eurotiomycetes; Eurotiales; Aspergillaceae
Product: SH3 domain-containing protein
Exons: 7
Coding region: 142-2355 (737 amino acids)
Biological process (GO): establishment or maintenance of actin cytoskeleton polarity
Cellular component (GO): cell tip; microtubule cytoskeleton
Molecular function (GO): protein binding
Source: RefSeq, a predicted model, not a curated record
GAGUCAAACGCCAAACUCCCUUGUGUUAUUGUCUCGCCCUUGUCGUUUGACCUCCACGUGCCUAUGAGUCGCUCUUUAUCCCCGAACUACGCACUGCUUUCAAAUUCGCCCAUAUCACGAUCAUCCUAACGAGUUACAAAUAUGACAAGACCUCAAAUCGUUCGAGCUGACACUAUUGACCUCCAAGAUCAGCAUGCCCCCUCGGCUAAAGAUCAUACGAAUCAAAAUAUAAACCCAGCCCCUGUAGAAGGAGGCCUCGCCCCCCACCAAGAGCAAUCUAUUCGCCAUGCGGUCCGAGAUUCGAGCGCUGAGAUAUCGCACGGACCCGACUUUGACGAAGAUGAAGAGUACGGCGAUAGGAUCGAUAUAUAUCAUGAUACGGAGGAUAUAGAUGGAAAUCACCGAAGUGACACGGGGGGUUCGUCAGAAGAUGGCGAUCUUGCUGACGUGGAGGGCGAUGAUCUCAUGGACGAUGAUAUGAUGGAUAAGAUCUCAAGCUCCCCGUCGAUUGAUGAUGAAGACAUCGACUUUGAGUUCGUUUAUGCCCUUCACAAUUUCGUUGCAACUGUCGAAGGACAGGCCAACGCAGCGAAAGGAGAUACCAUGGUCCUGCUGGACGACAGCAAUAGUUACUGGUGGCUUGUGCGAAUUGUGAAGGAUGGUAGUAUUGGAUAUUUGCCCGCCGAGCACAUCGAGACCCCCACCGAAAGACUGGCCAGACUGAACAAGCAUAGAAAUGUUGAUCUUUCUGCGACGAUGCUCGGUGACAAUUCCGAAAAGUCCAAGAACCCGCUCAAGAAAGCAAUGCGCCGGAGAAACGCAAAAACAGUCGCUUUCACGGCCCCGACUUAUAUCGAAGCGUCGGAUGUUGAGUAUUCUACCGAUGAAGAAUUGGAAGAUGGCGACUUUUUCGAUGAUGAUGAAGAGACAAUUGAAAGAGAUGAUGUCGAUUUACAAGACGGCCAGAAUGAAGACAUUGUGGUUGAGCCUCUGAGACCAAAACCGCAACGGGAGAAGGGUGCCGAGGAACCGGAAGAUCAGCACGAGGCAGGGGAAUCCGAUCGAGCAAGCCCUGAGAAACAACGCUCUAGUGAGGAGCUGAACGAGUUGGAAGAAAAUACACCCAGCAGGUCCAGAAAUGGUACUGUGCGAAAUACGGACUCUUUCUUCAAGGAUGACUCCGUUGAGACGAAGAAGAUAUCUCUGACUCCUAAUCUCCUUCGCGAUGAAAGUUCAAACGCCGAAGCCAAAGAGGAGCGCAUUAGUUUUGAGGCUAUCGACAAGGCCCUCAGUGCCAACGACAAACUCAAAGAGGACAAGAAGCGGAAGGAUAAGAAACCGGGGAUGCUUAGUGGACUGUUCAAGAGGAAAGACAAGAAGAGCAAAACAGCCGAGGAGGAGGUCGAGGAACCAGAAAAGGUCUCAGGAGAGAACUCUCGGUCUUCGCCACAACCCAAAACCUCGUCAGAAUCAGUAUCAUCGCCAGAAUCUCGGUCAACUAAAAUUCCAGGACCCCAAAAGCAAAGCGGCAAAUUGCAGAAACAGCCUCCAGGAGCCAUGUCCCCUACCAAGCGUGAUAUGGGUAAUGACGAAGCAGCACCAACAUCCAAAGGGAGGGCAGAUCGAUCCAUUCGACAAGUGGUGCCAGAAGAAGCGGAUGAACUUCACCAGGUUAGCACAAGGUUAUCGGAUGAUGUGCGGGAGACGAUCUCGUCCCCUACUGGUCCGACCAGUCCGACUAGCCCUACUAGCCCUGUCAAGGAGUCAUCUUCUGCCUUUAUCAACGCAUUGGCGUCGCCAACCGGAUCCAAUAACGGUGGACAGCGACCAGGUCCGUUUGAUCGAGUGACUCCCACCCAACACUCUGUGACAUCUCCGCCCCAGAGAUUCCAGCCAAAGCCGAGAAUGGAACACCAAGGCCGAAGUCUGGAAUCACCCAUCGAUGUCUCACCUCUCGAAACUCAUAACUCCGGAGCACCUGGACUGGCCAUGGAUCUCUCAUCUCCAGGUGGACGCUCUGAAUCUCCAGCUUCCCCACCAAUGUCUCCAUUUGGCGAUGUGAAUGAAAUCAAAGUCACCGAGGCAAACCGUGAAUCUUUGGACAACAUCUCCGCCAACACCCCAACAUGGAGUGAUGCUAGCUUGCGGUCGUACCUGGAUGAUGACAAUGAUAUUCGAGAUCUGUUCAUUAUCGUCCAUGACAAGUCUAAUGUUCCUCCUGCUGGUCCCGAGCAUCCAAUUACAGGUAGCCUUUUCAAGGAAGAGAGUAAGAGAUUGAAGGAGAUGACCAGUCAACUUGAUGGGAUGUUAUCCCAAUGGGUUCACCGGCGAAAGCCAAACUCAGCAACCAUAUAAGCGGGCCCAGGUUGGCUGGCUUGAAGUUGUUUGAUUACAUGGUAUAUAUCAGAGAUACCUUACCUAUACAGCUUGACCGCUGUAUGCAUUAUUUGAAUGACAGCCAAUCGGCCUUGAUAAGUCAGGGCCAAUAGCUCACGAUGUGCUGGACGCAUAAUUAUACGUGGGCUGAUUCUAUUUCUUUAUUCGACUCCUACCUUCGACCUUCUUUGCCUUUGUUCUUUUUAUUUUUCCAUUUGUUUGCCAAACGAAGCGUGGUCUACAAUACCCGUCCCAAGACUGCUUCAUUCCAAGACUAGAUCUUUCUGCUGUUUCCAAUCAUCGACACUUUGCUGCGUUGAAUGUGCGUUUUGCUUUGUGCCUGUGUUUGAGUCCACUCCUGUUCUCCUUGUG